Monodelphis domestica (gray short-tailed opossum) is the source of this 3375-nucleotide messenger RNA. RefSeq lists its product as uncharacterized. Gene Ontology annotation, cellular component: nucleus. Gene Ontology annotation, biological process: regulation of transcription by RNA polymerase II. The record is from RefSeq and is a predicted model, not a curated record. Gene Ontology annotation, molecular function: RNA polymerase II cis-regulatory region sequence-specific DNA binding; DNA-binding transcription activator activity, RNA polymerase II-specific. Lineage: Eukaryota; Metazoa; Chordata; Mammalia; Didelphimorphia; Didelphidae.
CGCCCAUCCUAAUGCAUUCUGGGGCUUGUAGUUCUGCUGCUUCUUCUACGCAAGCGCAGUUCUCAGGGGGGAGGGCGCUAGGGCAGUCGGUCCCCUCAGGCAUCGGUUUUUGGGUGGCUCCCGAGGUGCCUUCGGAUGUCCCCAGGCCCCAGCUCUACUUUGGAAGGCAAAGGUCCAGAGGAUCCCCCUCCCGAGCAGAAAUGAAUCCUAGGAGGAGACUCAGCUGAAGGACAGAGCCUAGAAACUGAUUCAAAGGAGCCUCUCCAGACCCUCCUGCCUGGGGAGACCAGACCCAAGUGAAAUCAGAAGAUUCAGAGAACAGCAAGGAGGGGGCGACCAUGGAAGCAUGGGUUCACGUGCUUGAAAAGAGAGCGGUGCCGAGAGGCCAGCUACAAAGGUGUGCAGAGUGGAGACGGGGAGAAAAGGAGAUGCCCUCUGGAUUCCUGGCAGCCCAGACCAAGGAAUCAGUCACUUUCAAGGAUGUUUCUGUGGACUUUACUCGGGAAGAAUGGGGACAACUGGACCCAACUCAGAAAAACUUGUACAGGGAUGUGAUGCUGGAGAACUAUAGAAACCUGGUUUCCUUGGGGCUUCAGGUUUUUAAGCCAGAUGUGAUCACCAGGCUGGAACGAGCAGAAGCUCCAUGGACACUGGAGAACAAAGGCUUCAGACCCACCUGUCUGGAUUGGGAAAUGAAGCCUGAGACUAAGGAGAUCUUUUCAAAACGGGGAAUGUAUAUGAAUGUGUCAUUGCCAGAAAAACUCAAAAGUGAUGAUCCCUGGGAUUACACAUUGGGACGAGUAUGGGACUAUGAUAGGAAAUUCAAGAAACAACGCAAUAGCCAAGAAAAAGAGUCACGAGAAGUAGGGGUCAUCCCCAAGAAAACAGCCAGUGAUAUGAGAAGCCAAGAAGGUAAUUUGGGGAGGAAUUUUGGACAAAUGUCACUUCUUGUUGCACAACAAGAUAGUACUACAAAAAAGCAUCUCCAUCAAUAUGAUACAGGUGGAAAUAGCUUUAAACAGUAUUCAGAACUAAUUAAAUACAACAGAAUUUCUCCAGGAUUGAAACCUUAUAAAUAUGAAUACAAUAAAGCUUCCAAUUCCAACUCAGACCUUAUUCAGUAUAGUAGAAUAUCCACUGUAGAGAGAAUCUCUAAUUUUGACGAAUUUGGCAAAGCCUUCCAACAAAAGAAGCACCUUAUCCAACCCCAGAUAAACCACGCUGGACACAAAGUCUAUAAAUGUGGUGAAUGUGGCAAAUUCUUCAGACAGAGCAUGCACCUUAUUCAGCACCAGAGAAUUCAUACUGGAGAGAAACCAUAUCACUGUAAUGAAUGUGGGAAAUCCUUCAGGCAGAAGAUUCACCUGAUUCGACACCAGACACUUCACAGUGAAGAGAAACCCUUUAAAUGUAAUCAUUGUGGGAAAUGCUUCAGCGACAGCUCAUCCCUCAAUGUCCAUCAGAGAAUUCAUACUGCCGAAAAGCCCUAUCACUGUAGUGAGUGUGGCAAAGCCUUCAGCCUCAGUCAGUACCUUAUUCAACACCAGCAAAUUCAUACCACUGAGAAACGUUAUAAAUGUGGUGAGUGUGGCAAGGCCUUCAGCCUGAGUCAGUACCUUAUUCGGCAUCAGAAGAUUCAUACUGGAGAGAAACCCUAUGAAUGCAAUGAAUGUGGGCAGACCUUUACUCAGCAGGGAAGUCUUACUCAGCACCAGAGAAGCCACGCUGGGGAGAAACCCUAUAAAUGUAGUGAGUGUGGAAAAGCCUUUGGCCGCAGUCUCUAUCUUACUCGGCAUCAGAGGAUUCACACCGGAGAGAAGCCCCAUAUAUGUGGGGAAUGUGGGAAAUCCUUUAAUGAUACGGCGGUCCUUGCUCUCCAUCAGAGGAUUCACACUGGGGAGAAACCGUGUAAGUGUAAUGUUUGCGGAAAGGCCUUCCGCCAUACAAACCAGGUUACCCAGCAUCAGAGGAUUCACACUGGGGAGAAGCCCUAUAAAUGUAAUGAAUGUGGAAAAGCUUUCACUCACUGUGCUGGCCUUACUCAUCAUCAGAGAAUUCACACUGGAGAGAAGCCCUAUAAAUGUGAUGAAUGUGGAAAAGCCUUCAAACAGAAAGUUUACCUUACGCAGCAUCAGAGAACUCACACUGGAGAGAAACCCUAUAAAUGUGAUGAAUGUGGGAAGACCUUCAGGCAGUGCUCAGCACUCAUUUCUCAUAAAAGAACUCACACUGGAGAGAAGCCCUACACUUGUAGGGAAUGUGGAAAGGCCUUCAGUCAUAGCUGUAGCCUUACUCUGCAUCAGAGAAUUCACACUGGAGAGAAACCCUAUAAAUGUAAUGAAUGUGGGAAAGCCUUCAGCCAAAAUAUAUUCCUUACUAGACAUCAGAGAACUCACACUGGGGAGAAACCCUUUAAAUGUAGUGAAUGUGGCAAAGUAUUUAGCCAGAGUAUGUCUCUUACCCGCCACCAGAAAACGCACACGGGGGAGAAACCCUACAAAUGUGAUGAAUGUGGAAAAGGCUUCAUCCAGAAGAUCCAGUGUAUUCAGCACCAGAAAAUUCAUACAGGAGAGAAAUCUUAAAAAAUGUAUUCAUCUAAGAAAGGCCUCCAGCCGGAGCAGAGGCAUCAUCAUUCAACAGCAGAGAAUUCAUGUUGCGAUAGGAAAUGUAUAAAUGUAAUUAAUGAGUAUUAGAAGGCCUUCAAGUGUAGUUUAUUCCUUGCCACAGCUUUCAGAGUAGUACAAAAUACAGAGUGUCUAAAGUUUUAGGCCUACUUAUCGACCAAUCAGCAGGUAUUUCGUAAGCAGUCAGUUUGGUCCAAGCAUUAGAAAUACCAGUACAAAGAACGAAUGCUCCCAUGGAGCUUACAAAGAAUAAGACCCAAGAGAACAAGAAGAAAAAGAUAUCUUCUCUUUCCUGCCUUGGUAAUAGGGGUUAAUGGGUGUAUGCAAUCAAGAGCAGGAAAUCCAUAGGGAGGAAGUCUGAACUAACAUCUCUGAGAAACAGGGGCCGCCAAUGCCACUUGCAUCCCUAAAUCUGGGAUCCUAUUUAUUCCCCAGGCAAACAGAGGCAGAAGAAGAUAUACAAUAUGACUAUCAUGAUAUACAUGAGAGCUAUGCGAAAAGGUAGCUGAACUCGAUUAAAUGCAGUGAGCAAUCUUAGUUCUGGACAAUAGAUGAUGCUACAUACUUCCCUUUGGUCGGAGAGGUGGGAACUCCAGGCGUGGAAUGUUGCAUGUGUUGUCAAACACAAUCCUGGUGUCCGUCACUUGGUUUGUUAUGAGGGGGGGCUCUUUGAGGGGGGAGGGGGGAAGGUAAAUAAGGAAAUCAUGUCAGUGUAAAAAUGGCUCAAAUAAAAAAAUAAAAUUUCCUACAA